AUGGUGACUUCCUGUAUCACUCGCACAGAGAGGGACAAAGGGACACUGUACGAGCUGACCUUCAGAGGGGAGUCGAGUAAUGAAUUCAAACGUCUGGUCCUCUUCCGGCCCUUCGGACCGCUGAUGAAGGUGAAAAAUGAGAAGGUGGACACAUCCAGUGUUCCGAUCAACAUCAUCGUCCCGCUGUCCAGACGCACAGACAAGUUCAAACAGUUCAUGCACAACUUCAGGGAAGUCUGUGUGCGUCAGGACGGCCAAGUCCAUCUGACAGUGGUGUAUUUUGGGAAAGAGCAGAUGAGCGAAGUCCGCAGCACUCUGGAGAACACAUCCAGGGAGGUCAACUUUAAGAACUACACUCUGCUGCAGCUGGACGAGGAGUUUUCUCGGGGACGCGGUCUAGACGUCGGGGCGCGAGCUUGGAAGGGCGGCAACGUGCUGCUGUUCUUCUGUGACGUGGACAUUUACUUCAACGCCGACUUCCUCAACACCUGCCGACUCAACACGCAACCCGGGAAAAAGGUGUUCUACCCGGUGUUAUUCAGUCAAUACAACCCCACUCUGAUCUACGGAAGUCCCGAGCACGUCCCACCUGUGGAGCAACAGCUGGUGAUCAAGAAAGACACAGGCUUCUGGAGGGAUUUUGGUUUCGGAAUGACAUGCCAAUACAGGUCUGACUUCAUCAACAUAGGAGGUUUUGACAUCGACAUCAAAGGUUGGGGUGGAGAAGACGUCCACCUCUACAGAAAGUACCUCCACAGCAACCUCCUGGUGGUCCGAGCGCCGUCGCGAGGUUUGUUCCACUUGUGGCACGAGAAGCACUGCGCCGAUGAGCUCCCUCCCGACCAGUACCGCAUGUGCAUGCAGUCCAAGGCCAUGAACGAGGCCUCGCACGGUCAGCUGGGGAUGCUCUUCUUCAGGCACGAGAUCGAAGCUCACCUCCGCAAGCAGAAGCAACAGCAAAACUCCAACCCCAAGAAGACAUGAGGCCGCAGAGCUGCGACUGCAAUCAGUUAAAACAGAGCAGGCUGAUCACAACUUCAUUUCACUUCAUUAUUUGCUUUCUAGCCGAGAUUUAGAUGCAAAGAUGCUAAAAAUGUGAAGUGACAUGAUGAGGAUGGUUAGCUUAGCUUAGCACAAAGUCUGGAAACAAGAAGAAACAGGUUCUAGUUCUGUCAAAAUGUUAAAAAAAAUAAAGUAAAAUCUGCCUACUCGUUAAUUAAUCCAAAGUGUGAAAUGACAACUUGUGAUGUUAUUUGUGAUUAUAUGUCUGACUGUUCUUGCUGAGAGCUGAAAUACUGAACAAAACAAUGACCAAGAUAUUUUUUAACCUUUAGACAGAACCAGCUAAGUGGCUUCUCCCUGUCUUCAGUCUCUAUGCUAAGCUAAGCUAACUGUCCCCAGAUGUAGGCUCAGAUACGAGAGGCGUCACUCUUAUCUAACGCUCAGCUAGAAAUCAGAUGGGUAGUUCCCCAAACUAUUCCUUAAAUGAAAAAUGUGAAGACUUUUUUGUUACUUUAUAAGAACUCAACAUCAAGAAACAAUCAAUUCAACCAGACUGAACUGCUCGAGGCACGGAUCUGCACAACUAAAGUGGAGGUUUGUUGGAUAUGACUCCACAGAUCUCUUGGAUCAUCCGUCUGUAAUUUAAAAUCCUUUUAAAGCAUUUUAGAACAAAGCAUGGAGCCUCAUUCUGAACUGUAACCUUGUGCCUUCUGUGAAUAAAACCUGGACACUG
Molecule: messenger RNA, 1735 nt
Organism: Stegastes partitus (bicolor damselfish)
Lineage: Eukaryota; Metazoa; Chordata; Actinopteri; Pomacentridae
Product: chondroitin sulfate N-acetylgalactosaminyltransferase 1
Exons: 7
Coding region: 1-984 (327 amino acids)
Cellular component (GO): Golgi cisterna membrane
Molecular function (GO): glucuronosyl-N-acetylgalactosaminyl-proteoglycan 4-beta-N-acetylgalactosaminyltransferase activity
Source: RefSeq, a predicted model, not a curated record